This is a messenger RNA of Oncorhynchus tshawytscha (Chinook salmon), 2009 nucleotides long. RefSeq names its product aldolase C, fructose-bisphosphate, b (gene aldocb). Gene Ontology annotation, biological process: fructose 1,6-bisphosphate metabolic process; glycolytic process. NCBI's taxonomy places the organism in Eukaryota, Metazoa, Chordata, Actinopteri, Salmoniformes, Salmonidae. Gene Ontology annotation, molecular function: fructose-bisphosphate aldolase activity. Bases 160 to 1251 code for a protein of 363 amino acids. The record is from RefSeq and is a predicted model, not a curated record. The transcript is spliced from 9 exons. Gene Ontology annotation, cellular component: cytosol.
CCCCUCCCGGUAAGGAGAGUUUUGUAACAGGGUCACGUUGCGCUGCGGCACUGAACGAACAGACCUCCGAACAGCAGCAGUCCACCGUCUACUCUCCUCUACACCGAAGACAACACCUGCCCAUAACCUAUUUAACUAGAUAACUACAAUAUUAUCAGGAUGCCUCACCAGUACCCAGCUCUGACCACAGAGCAGAAGAAGGAGCUGCAGGAGAUAGCAGAGAGGAUCACGGCUCCGGGGAAAGGAAUCCUGGCUGCAGAUGAGUCCACCGGCAGCAUGGGUAAGCGUCUCAACCCCAUCGGUGUAGAGAACACAGAGGAGAACCGUCGUCUGUAUCGCCAGCUGCUGUUCACGGCUGAUGAGAGAAUGGAUGCUUGUAUUGGUGGAGUGAUCUUCUUCCACGAGACUCUCUACCAGAACGCUGAUGACGGGACCAACUUCUCCCAGCUCAUCAAGGACAGGGGGAUUGUAGUGGGCAUCAAGGUGGAUAAAGGUGUUGUCCCACUGGCUGGAACCGAUGGAGAGACCACAACCCAGGGUCUGGAUGGCCUGGCAGAGCGUUGUGCUCAGUAUAAGAAGGAUGGAGCAGACUUCGCUAAGUGGCGUAGCGUCCUGAAGAUCAGCGACAACACCCCCUCAGAACUCGCCAUCAUGGAGAACGCCAACGUACUGGCACGCUACGCCAGCAUCUGUCAACAGAACGGCAUCGUUCCCAUCGUGGAGCCUGAGAUCCUUCCUGACGGAGACCAUGACCUGAAACGUUGUCAGUACAUCACUGAGAAGGUUCUGUCUGCGGUGUACAAGGCCCUAUCAGACCACCACGUCUAUCUGGAGGGGACCCUGCUGAAGCCCAACAUGGUGACUCCCGGACACUCCUGCCCCCAAAAAUACACUAACGAGGAGAUCGCCAUGGCUACGGUCACUGCCCUCCGCCGCACCGUACCCCCUGCCGUCACAGGUGUGACGUUCCUGUCAGGGGGCCAGUCAGAGGAGGAGGCCAGUAUUAACCUGAAUGCUAUCAACACCUGUCCUCUGGGUAAACCCUGGGCCUUGACCUUCUCCUAUGGUCGUGCCCUGCAGGCCUCAGCACUCAAUGCCUGGAGAGGAGAGAGAGACAACGAGAAGGCUGCUGCCGAGGAGUUCCUUAAACGGGCUGAGGUGAACGGUCUGGCUGCCCAGGGGAAGUAUGAGUCAACAGGAGACAGCGGAGCGGCGGGACAGUCUCUCUACGUGGCCAAUCACGCGUACUGAACACCCCAGGCCACGCCUACAUCACAACCCACCGCUGCAGCCCCUCCCCUCACCCACCAACCACAGACCUGCGUUGUCUACCGUAUUUUAGAAACAGCAUUGUUGUCGUGGCAACAUAACGAUGUGGUUAAUAUGAGUAUUAAUUAGUAUGGGGAGUUGAUGAUGAAGAGGAUGCUGAAGGGAGAGAGGGCGGUAUCAUGAAGAAGCUUUAUUAAGUCCCAAAUGGAGUCCUAUUCCCUAUAUAGACCUGGUCUAAAGUAGUGCACUAUAUAGGGAAUAGGGUGUACAGACCUGGUCUAAAGUAGUGCACUAUAUAGGGAAUAGGGUGUACAGACCUGGUCUAAAGUAGUGCACUAUAUAGGGAAUAGGGUGUACUGACCUGGUCUAAAGUAGUGCACUAUAUAGUGAAUAGGGUGCCAUAGGGCUAUGGUCUAAAGUAGUGACCAACCAGAGAGAGGAUAACAUCAGAUAGGGACCAAUCAGAUACUAGAUUGCAUAAAACAGUGACCAACCAGAGAGAAGAUAACAUCAGAUAGGGACCAAUCAGAUACUAGAUUACAUCAAACAGUGACCAACCAGAGAGAAGAUAACAUCAGAUAGGGACCAAUCAGAUACUAGAUUACAUCAAACAGUGACCAACCAGAGAGAAGAUAACAUCAGAUAGAGACCAAUCAGAUACUAGAUUACAUCUGACAGACACCAGGGUGUGACGUGUUGAGUUCCAGUUAGGAAUGAGUAAGAAGAGAGGGAUGAGAGAG